GAUCAGCCCGCCAGCUCCCCCGCAACCAUGAGAGCAACUCUGCGCGCGCCAUGGCUGCCCAUAGUCAUCGCUGCGCUGCUUCUGCUCGCCGCGGCCCCGGCGCUCGCCUCGCUGGGAGACCGGCUACCAGACUUUAAGGACUGUGUCAAGGUCUGCAUCGACGCCAAUUGCGAAGGGCCGGACAAGACCCCCAUCCCGCUCCAGCACCGGUUGCUCUUCUGGACCUGCCCGGCCGAGUGCGACUACACCUGCCAGCACGUGGUGACGGACAAGCGGCUGGCGCGCGACCCGCCGUACCGGGAGCCCGUGGUGCAGUUCCACGGCAAGUGGCCCUUCUACCGCUUCCUGGGCAUGCAGGAGCCCUUCAGCGUCGUCUUCUCGCUGCUCAACUUCCUCGCCCACGACUGGGGCAUGGCCCGCGUCCGCGACACCAUGCCCCCCGAGUACCCGCUCCGCAAGUACUACCUCCUCUUCGGCUACUUUGGCCUCAACAGCUGGAUCUGGAGCAUGAUCUUCCACACCCGCGACUUCGCCUUCACCGAGAAGAUGGACUACUUCGGCGCCGGCGCCAGCGUCAUGUACGGCCUCUACUACACCCCCAUCCGCAUCUUCCGCCUUGACCGCCCCGACCCCAACAUCCGCUCGCUGCGCCGCGCCUGGACCCUCCUCUGCAUCCUGCUCUACCUCGCCCAUGUCACCUACCUCUCCCUCUGGUCCUGGGACUACACCUACAACAUGGCUGCCAACGUCGCCGCCGGCAUCGUCCAGAACCUGCUCUGGUCCUGGUUCUCCAUCACGCGCUACCGCCGCCUCAAGCGCACUUGGGCCGCUUGGCCCGGUCUUAUCGUCGCGUGGCUCAUCAUGGCCAUGAGCCUCGAGCUGCUCGACUUCCCGCCUUGGCGCGGCAUGGUGGAUGCCCAUGCCCUGUGGCAUCUGGGCACCGUCGUGCCGACGGUCUGGUGGUAUAGCUUCUUGGUCAAGGACGCGGAAGAAGACAUGCAUGGCGCGAGGCUAAAGGCAUGA
Molecule: messenger RNA, 1023 nt
Organism: Aplosporella prunicola CBS 121167
Lineage: Eukaryota; Fungi; Ascomycota; Dothideomycetes; Botryosphaeriales; Aplosporellaceae
Exons: 4
Coding region: 28-1023 (331 amino acids)
Biological process (GO): GPI anchor biosynthetic process
Cellular component (GO): endoplasmic reticulum membrane
Molecular function (GO): hydrolase activity, acting on ester bonds
Source: RefSeq, a predicted model, not a curated record